AUGCAGAUCCACGUGAUGGAGACGUUGAUGGGCAACACCAUCGACCUUGACUUCAACAGCCUAGACACUAUCGACGGCGUGAAGGCCAAGAUCUAUCGCCUCAAGGGCUUUCUUGUAGAUCAGCAGUGCCUUCUCUUCGCCGGCAAGCGUCUAGAGAACGGGAACCGCACCUUGGCAGACCACAACAUAUGCAUGGAGUCCACGAUAAUCCUCGUCCUCCUCCCAUGUAUUCCAAGAGGACACAUGAUGCAGAUCUUCGUGAAGGGGCUAACUAGGAAGACCAUCACUCUCCAGGUUGGGAGCUCGGAAACCGUCGAUAGUGUCAAGGUGAAGAUCUAUGAGAGGGACCACGCCCCUUUCCCGAAUGUGCAACGCCUCAUCUUUGCUGGCAGGCAGCUGGAGGGAGGGCGCACCUUGGCGGACUCCAAGAUUACAAAGCAUUGCACCCUUUAUUUGACUCUUGGGAGAAGGGGAACAAUGAACAUCUUUGUCAAGAACCCCACCGGUAGAACCAUCCGGCUUGACGUUGACAUCCUAGACACUAUCGACAGCGUGAAGGCCAAGAUCUAUCGCCUCGAGGGCUUCCCCGUAGAUCAGCAGUGCCUCAUCUUCGCUGGCAAGCGUCUAGAGAACGGGAACCGCACCUUGGCAGACCACAAGAUCUGCAAGGAGUCCACAAUACUCCUUGUCCUCCACCCGUGUAUUCGGAGAGGAGACAUGAUCCAGAUCUUCAUGAAGGUGCUGACUGGGAAGACCAUCACUCUCGAGGUUGGGAGCUUGGACACCAUUGAUAGCGUCAAGGUGAAGAUCUAUGAGAGGAACUACGCCCCUUUCCCGAAAGAGCAACGCCUCAUCUUUGCUGCCAGGCAGCUGGAGAGCGGCACCUUGGCGGACUACAAGGUUCAUGAGGAGUGCACCCUUCAUUUGUGUCUACGUCUUCGUUGA
This is a messenger RNA of Triticum urartu, 945 nucleotides long. NCBI's taxonomy places the organism in Eukaryota, Viridiplantae, Streptophyta, Magnoliopsida, Poales, Poaceae. The record is from RefSeq and is a predicted model, not a curated record.